Molecule: messenger RNA, 1778 nt
Organism: Solea senegalensis (Senegalese sole)
Lineage: Eukaryota; Metazoa; Chordata; Actinopteri; Pleuronectiformes; Soleidae
Product: actin-related protein 2/3 complex subunit 5-like
Exons: 4
Coding region: 112-564 (150 amino acids)
Biological process (GO): cell migration; Arp2/3 complex-mediated actin nucleation; regulation of actin filament polymerization
Cellular component (GO): actin cytoskeleton; cytoplasm; Arp2/3 protein complex
Molecular function (GO): actin filament binding
Source: RefSeq, a predicted model, not a curated record
AAUCGGAGGCGGAAGUGAGUGAGGAAGUACGGAAGUAGAAAGCGGUGACUGGACGAUCUCUGCGACUCUUUCUCUAUUUUCAUCUCUAAACACAUUUAAUUAGCAAAAAAAAUGUCCACUAGUUCACAGUCGGCCCGCUUCCGGAAGGUGGAUGUGGACGAAUAUGACGAGAACAAGUUCGUGGACGAGGACGAAGGAGGGGACAGUCAGGGCGGACCUGAUGAAGCAGAAGUGGACUCUCUGCUCAGACAGGGGAACAUGAAUGGUGCUCUCCAGGCUGUGCUGAAGAACCCUCCAAUCAACACCAAGAACCAGAACGCCAAGGAGCGAGCGGAGCAGCUGGUGGUCAAAGUGCUGAGCAGCUUUAAGAGCAGUGACAUAGAGAAGGCCGUAGGAUCGCUGGACCGAGCCGGAGUGGACCUACUGAUGAAGUACAUCUACAGAGGCUUCGAGAAACCCACGGACAACAGCAGCGCCGUCCUGCUGCAGUGGCACGAAAAGGCUCUGGCUGUGGGAGGAGUUGGCUCCAUCGUGCGAGUCCUGACUGCCAGGAAGACCGUCUGAUUGUCUACCAAUCGUCUGAUUGUCUGCCUCCUUCUUUGUCCUGCUCCUCAUCCUCUGCUGUUGGACAUGAGCCAUUCUUUUUUCAUACUGGAACACGAGUGUCCUCGUGAUUGCAGUCAGCUGUUUUUGUUUCUAUUCUGUCCUGUCCUUGCCUUCACUGUUUGCAGUCACACCUCUGGGAUGUCGUGAUUAGUCAGCGAGGAAGGGUCAGGGAGGUGCUGGCACCUCAGACUGUCUUUGACUGCGUCUCCAGCCAGAACCAGACAACACACAUUUUGGACAACAGUCUGUCCAGCGCAGCUCAGUCAGAACAGCGUCACAGCUGCUCUGAUAUCCCUGCUGCUCCAUUGAAACAUCUCCUCAUCCUCCUCCUGCUCUUAUUCGUCUUCUGAGUCUUCCAGGUUAAAGAACUGGAAUAGACUUGUUCUUGGCCAGAUCGCCGGAACAAGUGCACGCUCGGUGCUUUUUCUUUCACGCUCUAUCGACUGUUCUUUUCUGUUUACAACAGUUCCACACAUGGCUUAUAAUAUAGUUUCUUUUUAUACCUGUAAAAGAAAAUAAAUAUAGUGCUAAAUCUAAAAUGGUAACUGAUAGCGUUCUUUUAUUUGUACGAGAAAGCGUCUGAGAAAAAAAUCUUUAGUGACUUCUGGAACAAUAAUCUAACUGGAGGGAGACCAAUUAAAACACAAUUGUCACAAAUUAAACUUGAUGUUUGCGAUGUAUUAAUAUAUCUGGUGACAUGAGAUAAGAUAUGGUCUUUUUCUGGUUUUAAAGGCUGCUGCAUUUAUAAAAAAAUGUAAUUUUAAUAUAUUUGUUGAUAAAAAAUACAUGAAUUGACAAAUUAUUCACAAUUCACACAACCCUAAUUUAUACAUAAUUUUUUUAUUGAAAUGACUAGAUAAUUGCACUGCAUUCAUGAGAAACUAUUAAUGUUGUUUAAUAACUGGUUAGACUGAAGUUAAUAAGCAUCUAAUUUAAUAUCAUUUAACAGUUUUGUAUAUCUUAUUAGAUGGAGAAAUACGAAAAAUUGGCUGCACUGAUUUCUACAACCAUUUUUAUAAUUUCUUUAUCAAAAAAAGUUAAAUUCCAACGUCUCACUCGUGCGCACACGCACACACUCCUCACCUGCUCCUUCCUAAACCGAGAAACAGUGAGUCCAUGAAUGUGACACAGGUUGAAAGAGGAGCCAUUAGGACAAUAAAAAGUUCAACAAA